CAGAGCGCGGUUUCGUUCGGUGGUUCGCUAAUCUUAUCGUUUACGGAAAUCGGGAAGUAUAGGAAACACAUUCGAACUGUGAUUGAUAACUAUCAUUUGUUGGCAAACAACAGCAAAUGGUUUUCAUCACAUUUGUUUUCAUUCACCACGAAUAUCGUUGCGUUGCGCUAAGAGAAUCAACCAACUAUAAUGUGUGCGUGUUGUGUAUGUGUGUGACGUUAUGCGGAUUAGCAUAGGAAUUGUCAAACUGACUUAACUUUCUGUACGGUACGCGUUGGUGAAUGGUAGGAUAAUGUUCAAUCUAAUUAUAAAUCAGUUUAGUGAAACAACCUACUAUCAGUAGGUAGGUAGGUACUUGUUCCGAUACAAACAUCACCUUGGCUUAGCCCCAUUCUCUUUACGCGGCUCGUGCAAAAAAAACGACAAUAUUUACCAAAGCUUCUGAUAAACAUUACAAAGACCUCGUAAAUUGUGACCGUCAUCAACCGAAAGAUAAGCUUCUCCUCCGGGAUGAGAUUGAGAUGAAGAAGUUUGAAUAGUGCGCCGCAAAAGUUAAUAUGAAAGUGUUUGCUUGUUGGCUUUAAUUCACCUGCAGCUGCGAAUUAAACUCAGUGCAAUAAUGUCGUGCAUUGGUCGGAGCCUCUCGAACUGAAUACUGCUGCACCGUUUCGGCGAGCUACUGGUGGGACAUAAGGAAUAUUUAAUCAGCAAACUACGCUGGACGACGAACGUGCCCAGUAGAUAAAAAAUAGUCGGCAGUAUCGAAUUUAUGAUGUUUAUCCAGCUAAAUAGGCUUGUGGUCAUGCUUUUGGCGACUGUGGGAAUCGUCUACGGCAGAAUAGUGGCCGAUCAUCUCGGGUCAAACUCACUGACCACCGAAAGCACCGUCACUAGUAUGGCCACAACCGCCGAAGGCGGACAUCACAGUAAUGAUGCAUCGGAAGCAAACAUUAGCUCCAUAAACAUUACAUUAACACAAAUUUCAACAUCCACCUCGACUACGUCGACCACACCGGCUCCAACAACGCCGUCAACGUCGACGACUCCUGAGCCAACCACCUCCACAACAACAACCACAACGGAACCAUCAACUUCCUCCACAACAACGACGACAACAAGUACGACCACUACAACCACCGUUCCGACAACCACAACCACGCUAAUCCCACCGACUAACGAGCUGGGCUGCUACAACGCAGCUCCAGAACUAUGCCUCAACCGUGCCGGUGAUUGCGAAUGCAAUCCCGACCCGCUAAACCCUGGUGCCCUGUUUUGCUGCAACGUAACCGACAUCAAUCGAGCGAUCGGCUGUGCUCCGAACGCACCGGACGGCAGCAGUACCUGGAAGUACAUUCACCUGCGCAAUCUGACCGUACGGGAGCUGGUACUGAACGUUUCGAAUCGGUACAUCAAAACCCUGAGCUCGCUGUCGAUCACCGAUGGGAGGAUUCAAAAGAUUAGCAGCUCGUUUGCGCGCUUUUCGUCGCCCGUCUGUCUGAAUGUGUCCAACAAUAAUAUAAGCGAAAUCGAACCGCGGGCGUUUCGGGAAUUGCGCCACCUAACGACGUUGGAUAUUUCGCACAACAAUCUGUCCACCAUUCCGUCGACGAUUGGAAACCUGCGGCUGGACAUCAGAGGCAACAGUGGUAUGCUGUGCAAGUCGCUGCUGGAAUCGCUAAAGGAGGGCGAUAAGUUCAUCGAUCCGGAGGCUACCUUUUGCCUAACGAAUCGAACCUUCAACUGGUUCGACUCGACCGACAGUAUUCCGCUGCACCAGCUGGUACUGAGCCAACGCGUUCAGAAUGACUGUCCCAAGCGGUGCAACUGUGAGCUCGAUCGGUUGAAUUUCGACCUUAACAAUACGGAACGGAAGACGAUCACCGCUCGGGUCGAUUGCUCUGGGCUCGGGCUGGUGGACUUCCCGGAAACGCUUCCGCCCGAUACGGUCACCUUGAACGUAUCCAAUAACAAUAUCACUAGUCUAAAGGCACUGAUUGGAAAGUCGUACCACUCGCUGGUUCGGCUCUACGCCGACGAUAACCAGAUCACGUCGCUGAGCGACCUGGAAGGAACGGACUUCAUCUCGCGGUUUAGCUUCUUUUCGAUCCGUCGCAACCGGUUAAAGACGAUUCAGACCUACCAGUUCAAAUCCAACCUGGAUCUGGGUUCGUACAUGUUUCUCGAAGGGAACCCAAUGACGUGCGACUGCAACGCGGCCAAGAAUCUGAAAAAUUGGCUGCUCAGCAAGAAGGCACAGGUGCCGGAUCACGACCAGAUCUACUGCGAGGGGAACACGCACCUAACCAAGAUGGUACAGAUACAGGAAAGCAAACUGUGCCAAUCGCAGCACGAUUGGACGGACUACAUCUACUAUCUGAUAGCGACCGAGAUCAUACUGCUGAUCGCACUCAUCUGUAAAGUCUCGUACGACUAUUGGGUCUUCAAGACGGCCGGUUAUUUACCGUGGCCGGCGAACAAAAUGCCAAAAUUACCGUGCGAUUGUCUGUGCGAGUGAGUCGCACGCCGCCGGCGUAACGGAUUUAUUAGGAUUAUGACUGUCUCUCUACCGUUUGUGCUUUAUUAAGGCAAGUAUCUAGAAAUAGGUAAGUUAGUUGUGCCUUUCUCAUGUGAAAUUGGUUGUGAAUGAGAAAAAAUGGGUUUUAAUGUGCCUUAUAUGUCUGUGAUUGCGUAGAAGGAAACUAUUUAAAAUGUAGUUUAUAUAAAUUUUAU
Molecule: messenger RNA, 2730 nt
Organism: Sabethes cyaneus
Lineage: Eukaryota; Metazoa; Arthropoda; Insecta; Diptera; Culicidae
Gene: hfw
Product: protein halfway
Exons: 4
Coding region: 770-2515 (581 amino acids)
Cellular component (GO): voltage-gated potassium channel complex
Molecular function (GO): transmembrane transporter binding; voltage-gated potassium channel activity; potassium channel activator activity
Source: RefSeq, a predicted model, not a curated record